GCGCAUGUAACAACUUACUGACAAGUUACUGCCAAACCAAACAGAGAAGUAGCCUACAGCGAAAUAAUAGAGCUUUAAGGCCAAAUAUGAAUAAAUGGAAGAGGAAAAAAAGCUGUUCUCAAAUUAUGAGGAAAUCCGUUGAGCGCUGACAGCGUCAUGGAUGUGCAAUUUACUGUUUCUGGUUUGGUCAAUGGGUUCAUUGCACCUGUAUGCAUUAGGAGACUGGUGUCGCCGCUGGGGAAGCCUCGCUAGACCCGGUCGUGCAGUUUCAGCACCAGCGCCGCAGAAGGCAUCAGCACAGCUGACGUAUUCAUAAAGGAGAGCAAACGCGAAUAUCAGACGCGAUGUCUUCGGCAGUAUUAGAGAAAUUGCUCAGAGGUCGUCUCUUUCAUGCCAGACAGUACAUCAUGAGGCAUAAAUCCAAGAUCACAAUGGCUCCCACUGAAAACUGUGAUAUUCUUAUGACAUGCCCAGACAUCACAGAUGACCAUACACUGUUAUGGUUACUUAACCAAAUCCGUCUGGAAAUUCCACAAAUCAGAAUCCAGAUUCGGCAGCAUAAAUACACUCACACCUAUGCAUUCUUCAUUACCUCAACCUUUGAGAACUUGUUGCGUGGAGCUGAACAGAUGGGCAUGCAAAAGGCAGUGAAGGUACGUUAUGGAGGCGGCACUCGCAGGUUUUCAUGUGAGGAGGAUGACAUCUAUGAGAACAUAGAGAGUGAGCUGUGUUUCUUCACAUCACAGGAGCGUCAGAAUAUUAUAAAAUAUUGGUUGGACAAUCUGCGGGCCAAACAGGGCGAGGCACUUCAUAACAUUCACUUCCUGGAGGGUCAACCAAUCAUACCAGAGCUAAUAGCGAGGGGUGUAAUUCUUCAAAUGUUUCCCCUUCGUGACCAGAGAAUUCUGAACCACCUGAUGACGUCCUGGGUUCAGGCAGUCUGUGAGAGGCAACCCCUAGAUGAUAUCUGUGAUUAUUUUGGGGUGAAGAUUGCCAUGUACUUUGCAUGGUUGGGGUUUUACACCAACUCUAUGCUGUACCCAGCAGUGAUUGGCUUUCUGCUCUGGAUCUUUGCUGAGUCUGAUCAGACAAGUCAGGAUAUUUGCUGUGUGGUUUUUGCCAUUUUCAACGUGGUGUGGGCAACACUGUUCCUGGAGAGAUGGAAGCGGCGGGAAGCAGAAUUAGCAUACAAGUGGGGAACACUGGACACCCCUGCAGAGUCACUGGAGGAACCCCGUCCACAGUUUCGGGGUGUUAAACGUCGCAGUCCAGUGACGGGUUGUGAAGAGUUUUUCUAUCCACCCUGGAAGAGGAGAAUGUUCCGCUGCUUUGUCAGCUUGCCCAUCUGUAUCUUCUGUCUUUGCUUCGUCUGCUUGGCCAUGUUUGUUUGCCUGGAACUUCAAGAAUUUGUAAUCGAAACAAAAGAGUUGCCAAGCAUCUGUAGAUUUAUUCCAAAAAUUCUGCUUGCUAUAACUGUUACUGUAUGUGAUGAAGUGUACAAGAAAAUAGCUCUUUGGCUUAAUGAUCUGGAAAAUUACAGACUUCAGAGCACUUAUGAUAAUAAUCUCAUCCUCAAGACCGUUUUUUUUCAGUUCAUAAAUUCUUACCUCAGUCUUUUCUACAUUGGAUUUUAUCUCAAAGAUAUGGAGCGGUUAAAAGAGAUGCUGGCCACAUUGUUGAUCUUCCGCCAAUUUCUACAAAAUAUCAAAGAAGUAUUACAGCCGUAUCUCUAUGAACACCACAAAUUAGGGGCUCUGAGGCCGUUAUGGGACUUAAUUCACACCAUGCUCUUGAGCUAUAGCCAUUUGAUAGUGCAAAGGGUGCGACUGACUUGCCAAGCCAGUCUAGAUGUGAACAAAAGUGGCACGUCUCCAGACCAAUCCGAGAAGACAGAAAGGAGAAGUUUGAUUGCCAGCUACAGAGUUUCCAAAACAGAGGAAGCAGAUGAUACUGCUCUAAAGCAAAGGAAGGUCAGCUUCACUGAGAAAGUGGAAUACAAAGACAAGGUUGUGGAAGCACCAACACAGGACAGCAUACUGGACGAUGGCAGUCCUACUCUUGUAGAGGAAGGAAUGGAUCCAUCCUCAAUAUUUGAUAUGUGUGAUGAUGAUGAUGAUGAUUAUGAUGAUGAGAAUGUCAAGGAAACUGAUGAUACUGUGAGUAAACCCCAAGAGCCUCAGAGGAGAAAGACCAAAUGUGCAGGAGACAACCACAGUAUGGACAAGAAAGUGUCCUGGAUGGACCCUCCAGAGGAGACUGGGUCUACCGUUUUGACCCAACCAGAGAUUGAAAGUUGCAUGCUAACUUAUGAGGAUACUCUUCAAGAUUACCAGGAGAUGUUCAUACAGUUUGGCUACGUUGUGCUCUUCUCAUCUGCAUUUCCUCUGGCGGCCAUGUGUGCCCUCAUAAAUAACAUUGUAGAGAUCCGAAGUGAUGCCUUAAAACUUUGCUCAGGCCUCCAGAGACCCUUUGGACAAAGAGUAGAGAACAUUGGACAAUGGCAGACUGCAAUGGAGGCUAUGGGUCUGAUUGCAAUAAUUGUGAACUGUUACCUUAUUGGCCAAUGUGGACAGCUACAACGACUCUUCCCCUGGUUGAGCCCUGAGAUGGCCAUUGUCUCUGUUGUAUUACUAGAGCACUUUGCCAUUCUGCUCAAAUAUGUAAUUCAUGUUGCAAUUCCUGAUAUUCCAAACUGGGUGGCAGAUAAGAUGGCCAAACUUGAAUACCAGCGGAGAGAAGCUCUCAAGAAACAUGAACGCCUGGCUCAGCAGCACCAGCAGCAGCAAUGGAGGAAGAAUGAAGAAGAGGAGGAGCAUCAAAAAAUGGCAGAGGAAUUGGCACGACAAGAAAGCGACAAGUCAAAUCCCAGUGGAGGUGAAGAUCAUCACCAUGAUAAAAGCCCAGGAACCAAGUCCAGCUCUGGAGGAGAUAAGAUUAAGAGACCCAGCUCCCUUUUAAGCAACAAUAAUGUAAUGAAACUUAAACAAAUAAUCCCAAUUCAGGGUAAAUUCACCUCCGCCACUUCUCCCACAAGUGGUGAGGCCAAACUUCCAGGUUUUCUAAAGUUCCUCAAGUCUCCAGAGUUAAAAAAGGAAGCAGCGAUGGCAGUUGUGCCAGCAGCGACACAAGGGAGCCAAGAGAAAUCACAGUCUCCUAGCAAGUCAUUCAAUCCAGGCAAACUAUUCAACUUUGGAAAAGAUAAUCAGUGUACUGGUGCUGGUUCUGAACAACAAGCUAAACCAGAAGAUGCCUCCAGGUCCACUUAUGCACAACACACAAAUAAUGACCAAUUUCCUUCACCAGAAGAGCUUCCAUCUUCUGAGGUUGAAAAGGAUGAGACCACUGACUCUGGUAGUAAUCCUUCAAAAAAUCAGUGAAUGAGACAGUGAUACAACUCAAUAUAUAGCACUGAUUGUGAUGUUUAUCAUUUGCUUAAAUGUGAUAAAGCAACCAUGUAGUGAGUAAAAACUGCAUGUCAAAUAUUGCUUCAUUUUAAUAUAAUAUAUUAUUCUGAGAUCUUCAUAUCUCUAUCCCACUGAAGGAGGCAUGCUAAAGCACCUGCAUGAUAAAAUCAACUUGGACAUGAGAAGAGUAGAAAUUUGAAUGAGCACUGUUAUCAUAUAAAAUGUACAGAUUUUCUAUUUUUCUACGCAUCAUUAUUUUUGUUACAUGAAACAGUAAAUUACAUAAUCUAUAAA
Molecule: messenger RNA, 3698 nt
Organism: Myxocyprinus asiaticus (Chinese sucker)
Lineage: Eukaryota; Metazoa; Chordata; Actinopteri; Cypriniformes; Catostomidae
Gene: ano8a
Product: anoctamin 8a
Exons: 17
Coding region: 345-3377 (1010 amino acids)
Biological process (GO): chloride transmembrane transport
Cellular component (GO): plasma membrane
Molecular function (GO): chloride channel activity
Source: RefSeq, a predicted model, not a curated record